This is a messenger RNA of Wyeomyia smithii (pitcher-plant mosquito), 1758 nucleotides long. RefSeq names its product zinc finger protein ZPR1 (gene Zpr1). Gene Ontology annotation, molecular function: zinc ion binding. The record is from RefSeq and is a predicted model, not a curated record. Gene Ontology annotation, cellular component: cytoplasm; nucleus. Bases 128 to 1534 code for a protein of 468 amino acids. NCBI's taxonomy places the organism in Eukaryota, Metazoa, Arthropoda, Insecta, Diptera, Culicidae. The transcript has 2 exons.
GUCAGUAAAAAGCCAUCACUAACACAUGAACAAAAUCCCAUUGGAGAAGCCAUGUGUUUUUAAACCGAACAAAAACAGCGCAGGAAAAUAAUCUUCGCAAUAGUUUUGUAACAAGGUUUUAAGAAAAAUGACUACAGAAACGGAAACGACACCAGUCUUUCUGAAGCUUAACGUAGAAGAAGAACCCGAACUUGGGGUGACGGAAAUCGAAUCGAUGUGCGUAAAUUGUUAUGAGAAUGGCAUCACGCGUCUUCUGCUAACGCACAUCCCAUUCUACAAGGAUGUAGUGAUAAUGUCCUUCUCCUGUGAACAGUGUGGCUUCGAGAAUAACGAAAUCCAACCAGGCGGUGAGAUUGCUGCGCGUGGAAUUCGCAUUACGGCCACAAUAAGCCAGCUGGAAGACUUGAACCGGCGCGUGGUAAAAUCGGACUUCUCCAGUGUUCGGAUAGAGGAACUGGAUUUCGAAAUUUCCGCUCAGUCGCAGAAGGGAGAAGUUACUACGGUCGAGGGUAUCAUCGAUCGGGCAGUGCGCGGUUUGGAGCAGGAUCAGUCGGUCCGCCGGAUACAGCACCCGGAGGCGGCCGACCAGAUAGAUGCAUUUGCUGAGAAACUCAAGCAGCUGAAAGAUAUGGCCAAACCUUUCACGAUAAUUGUCGAAGACAUUUCGGGGAAUAGCUUCGUGGAGAAUCCAUUCGUGCCCAAUCCAGAUCCGAGUUUGAGUAUAUCGCACUUCAAGAGAACUAAGGAGCAAAAUCACUUGCUGGGUAUUUUCAAUCACGAUGAGGUGGAUGACUCGUUUUCUAGCAAGUCGGCAGUUGUUCCAGAAGAGGAGGACAAAUUGCUCAAACCGAUUGCCGAAGAUGCUUGGCCUCUGGAAGAGCUGCACGGAGAAGUUCUGCAGUUUCAAACAAACUGUCCGGAGUGUGCCGCAUCGUGUGUGACAAAUAUGAAGCUAACAAAGAUUCCCCACUUCAAGGAGGUUGUCAUUAUGGCCACGGUUUGCGAUAAUUGUGGUUCCAGAACGAACGAAGUCAAACCAGGCGGAGGAAUCGAAGAGCAGGGAGUCAAAAUCGAGGUAACCGUUCGGGGAAAGGUUGACUUUUCGCGUGAUGUACUCGAGUCGGAAUCGUGCAAACUGUAUAUCCGCGAACUGGAAUGCGAGGUGGGAGGCGGUGCACUUGGCGGACGUUUUACCACAAUCGAAGGUUUACUGACGGCGAUGAAAGAACAGCUGGUGGAGAGUACCGGCAUGUUUAUGGAUUCCAACGACGAAAAGACGAAGAACAGGAUGGAUGUAUUCUUUGGCCACCUGGAUGCCGCUAUCGAGGGCAGUAAGCAGCUGACGAUUGUGCUGGACGAUCCGACGGGGAACAGCUACGUGCAGUCGCUGAACGAUGAUGGGACGCCGGAUGAGGCACUACGAAUAAUAAAAUAUCAUCGAUCGCACGAGCAGAACGAAGAACUCGGGUUGAAUGAUAUGAAAACGGAAAACUACGAGGAGGACAGCGUUAACGACAAGAAGAAUGAAAAUUAGAACUUGGUAUUUUUGACGUUGGACUAACGUCUAUAUCGAAGUUAGGCACCUGAAUUUGAAAAUCUAGUAAUUCAACCGGGGAAAACCAGGGAAAAGUGGUCAGGUUUUGAGCGCUUAUAUAUCAGUCAUUUCUUUUCAGAAUUUCGAGGUUUUGGCAUCAACCGAUCAGAAAUUCUUUUACGGUUGAAUUUAUGUAACAAAAAUAACCUAUUGUUCGAGAUACA